ACAGAAUGCUUCCUGAAAGCGGGAACGCGCAAGUUACAUUAUUUAGUACUAGCGAAGAAAAAAAAUACUUUUUAAAAAAUUACAUUUUAUAUAUUUUCUCUCUACAUGACAGUUAUCGGUUGUGUUUGAUAAUAUUAACGCGAGUCAACGGCUAAGGUUUUCAGCGGCAGUGCGCGCUCCCGCGGCCGGAAUCCUCCGACGAUUGGUUGCGGUUCGCGGCGCAACACCCGCCUGUCAGACAGAACGCGGAACAGCGACACUCCUUCGGGGACGGACGCCGGCUGAGCGCUUUGGCGGUUGUUUUUCAGUUUGUCGUGAAGCCUAGCGGAAACCGAGCAAUGACGCGAAGCUCCCGCUGAAGAGUCGUCACGGUAAAGUUUCGCGCGGUCGGCCUCCUUUAAUUUCUACCCCCCCUCCCCUCCCCGGCGGCGGCGGGUAUCUCAAUGGCGGACCCGACGGUACCAGCUCCGGGGGGCGUGGAGGAAGAGCAGCCGGAUCCUCUGAACGACGCCGAGCUGGCGCUGAAAGGCAUCAACAUGCUGCUGAACAACGAAUUCCGGCGGAGCGACGAGCUCUUCAGGACUCACAGGAGUCGCAGUCCUCUGAUGAGUUUCGGGGCCAGUUUUGUGAGUUUUUUGAAUGCCAUGAUGACGUUUGAAGAGGAAAAAAUGCAGAUGGCCUUUCAAAGCCUCAAAGCUACAGAGAAGCUGUGCGAGAGCGCAAACAUCGGCGUGAUCGAAACCAUCAAGAGCAAAAUAAAGGGGAAUGUGGACGCUCAGAGGUCGGGGAUGGCUGUGGUCGAUCGACUCCAGAGGCAGGUCAUCAUCGCCGACUGCCAGGUUUACCUCGCAGUUCUGUCCUUCAUCAAACAAGAACUAUCAGGGUACAUCAAAGGAGGCUGGAUUCUGCGCAAAGCCUGGAAAAUGUACAACAAAUGCUACAACGACAUCACGCACCUGCAAGAAGGCAGCAGGAGGAGGGCGUCUGAGCAGCAGGAAAGGUCAACCUCGGAACCGUCCAACCGGAGCCCCUCCUCCUUACCCGGGCCGAGCGCAUCCCAAAAGCACGACGGGGUCUCUCCGGAGGCUCUGGACAGACUGAAGGGAUCUGUCAGCUUCGGGUACGGACUCUUCCACCUCUGCAUCUCCAUGGUGCCCCCGCACCUGCUGAAGAUCGUCAACCUGCUGGGCUUCCCCGGAGAUCGCCAGCAAGGCCUGUCAGCCCUCACGUUCGCCAGUGAAAGUAAGGACAUGAAGGCCCCUUUAGCUACCCUGGCUCUGCUGUGGUACCACACGGUCGUGCAGCCCUUCUUCGCUCUGGACGGCGCCGACACUCAGGCAGGUCUAACCGAAGCCAAAUCCAUUCUCCAACAGAAGGAGCCUCUGUAUCCCAACUCUUCCCUCUUCAUGUUUUUUAAAGGCCGAGUCCAGCGCCUGGAGUGCCAGAUCAGCAGUGCCUUGACGUCGUUCAGUUAUGCCUUAGAUCUGGCCUCUGAUCAGAGGGAGAUUCAGCACGUGUGCUUGUACGAAAUAGGUUGGUGUAGCAUGAUCGAGCUGAACUACGGAGAGGCUUACAGAGCAUUCGAGCGAUUGAAGACGGAAUCCCGCUGGUCCCAGUGCUACUACGCCUAUUUAACAGGAGCGUGCCAAGGAGCCACGGGCGACCUGGAGGGAGCUGUUGCUGUUUUCAAAGACGUUCAAAAACUUUUUAAGCGCAAAAAUAAUCAGAUCGAGCUGUUUUCUACGAAGAGGUCGGAGAAGCUGAGGAGCUCCAGUUUAUCCAAAGAGCUCUGCGUCCUGGCUGUCAUUGAGAUUCUGUACCUGUGGAAAGCUCUUCCCAACUGCUCCACUGCCAAGCUGCACGCCAUGACUGACGUUUUGCAGAUGAUUGACGACGUCUCAUGUUUGGGGCUGAAAAACCUGCUUCUUGGUGCCAUAAGCAAAUGUCUGCACAAUACCAAAGAAGCCAUUCAGUAUUUCCAUUUGGCUGCUACCGAUGAGGUGGGCGGUCUCAGUAACUCUUACGUGCAGCCAUACUCCUGCUAUGAACUGGCCUGUGUGCUGCUAAACUCCCCAGAGACUGCUGGGAAGGGACAAAUGCUAAUGCUGCAGGCAAAGGAAGACUACACCGGCUACGACUUCGAGAACAGACUUCACGUUCGCAUUCACUCCGCUCUCGCCUCCAUGAGAGCCGCCGCCCAGCCGUGAGGAGCACAACACAACGGGUCACACUAACGGGUUACUGUCUAUUUAUUUUAUUAAUAUUUGUAUAGUGAGUCUUAGAGCCAAAGCAUCACUUCAUCCUAACAGUUACUGAUACAAAUGUCACCAGAGAAUUUUUAAUCGUCUCUGAACAGCACAAGAAAAAUGUCUUGAUUGUAGAAGUUAAACUCAUAGAGCUGCUGUGGAUUAAAGAGUUCUUUUAAGGCAUCAAACCUUCUCCAGUCUGACAGUUCAUGAAAACAGUUUAUUUAGAGUUUAUACAGUCUUUGCUGAUCUAAUGGAAAGAAAGUUUAGUUUAAUAUUAAGUUAAAAAUGUGAAGAUUUUUACUUUGAUUUAUAAAUUUAAAGAACUAAUGUUUUUUUGUUAAACUUUAGGAUUUGCAGAAUAAACUUGUUAUUUUUUUCUAAAGGUGUUUUAUUUUAAUUGUUGAUGGGAAAGCAGCAAAUGUCUGUCUUUAUUAUUUUAUGGUCAAUAAAAUUGGUGGCAAAAGUUGGAUUUUUAUCUGAAGAAUUCAUGGAAUAAACUAUUCAAGUGAA
Messenger RNA from Oryzias melastigma (Indian medaka), 2759 nucleotides. RefSeq names its product tetratricopeptide repeat protein 39C. Gene Ontology annotation, molecular function: protein binding. The coding region runs from base 444 to 2207 and encodes 587 amino acids. The record is from RefSeq and is a predicted model, not a curated record. NCBI's taxonomy places the organism in Eukaryota, Metazoa, Chordata, Actinopteri, Beloniformes, Adrianichthyidae. Gene Ontology annotation, biological process: cilium assembly; otolith morphogenesis. The transcript has 14 exons.